AUGGCUUAUUUAUCAUUGCAGGAAGAUGGACAAACAUUUUGUCUAUCAACAAGUGCGAAAUAUUUGCUUAUUGCAGCUUACUGUGCGAGUUAUAACCCUCCCAGCAGUGAUCGUCGCUUUUUUACUAAGAAUCACGGAAAACAGCGACGUCGUGCGUCAACAGCAAAAGGAUUGCGGAGCAACUUAGAAUCAGCCCAUGAGACUGGUCCGAAACCAUUUCCUGUGCAAAGAUUGCUUUUCAUCUAUCUUGCAAUGCUUGAGAAGCAUGAUAUGAGAAAUCAUUGUGCUGCUGAUAUCCACGCACAGGUUGCAGAGCUCUGUGCGAUGGGCUUUUUAAACCGAGUUUCCGCUGACGGAAACCUUGAUACUCCGAAAUAUCGUUGCAUCGCAACUUUUGAAUUUUCGGAACAGUUGGCCAAGACAAUGGGUAUCGAAAUCCGUGACUUCCUUAUUGAUUUUUCAUCGUAA
This is a messenger RNA of Acanthocheilonema viteae, 468 nucleotides long. The record is from the annotation of a GenBank genome assembly. Lineage: Eukaryota; Metazoa; Nematoda; Chromadorea; Rhabditida; Onchocercidae.